AUCCGGGCGCGGCGGAGUCACGCCCCCGAGCAGUUCCGGCGUUCGGUGUGUGCGUCAUUGCCAUGAGACGCGUCAUCGGCGUGCGCCACGGGCGGGGAGGAGCCGGUCCGGGCGCCGGGCGGGCCCGCGGGGCCGGUCCGGGCUAUGGCGGGUGAGGCGGCUGCCGGCGGCGCGGAUCCCGGAGCUCGCGCGUGGCAACCCCAGUGGGUGCCCCCAUGAACGAGCGGCGCGGCCGGGGCUGCCGGGACACCGCAGGGCGCCAUGAGAGCGGGCCACGAGCGCAGCCAGGAGUGUCUCCCGCCCAAGAAGCGGGAACUUGCCGCCGCCAGCACUGGCACCGAGGCGGGACGGGCGGGGGGAGCCCAGGGCUCGGGCGAGGGCCCCGAGUGGGCUCGCACGGCUCGGCCGCCUCCCGCCACACCACGCUACGGUCCCGGCGAGGCCCCCGAGGCGGCGGCGGGGCUGACCGUGGACCAAUACGGAAUGCUCUACAAAGUGGCAGCACCACCUGCCACCUUCUCCCCCACGGGCCUGCACCCCGUGGUGAACGUGAGCCCCCUGCCCCCAGCCUUCAGCGUGACCUCGCCCAUCAUCCAGCACCCGGCGGUGCCCUUCCCCUCCAUCCACUAUGCACAGAUCCCUUCGGCUUCCCUGCAGCUCAUCGGUUCCCCCUACACAGUGCCCUAUGCCGUCCCUCCUGCCUUCAUGCCUAGUCCUCUCCUGUCUCCUUCCACAAACCUCAGUGCCCCCCAUGUCCCCCACUUUGUUCCAUAUGCCUCCCUGUUCACGGAAGAAGCUGCUCCUUCCCCCCAGACUACCUCUCCCACCCACAGCUUCAACAAAUCCACCUCUGCAGCCUCUCCUGGGCAGAUGCAGCACCACACUGCGCCCCAACCAGUGGACGUGGCACCGGGGAGAAUUCCUGUUUAUUAUCAGAUGUCCCGCCUCCCACCAGGCUAUUCAGCCUAUGAGGCACCUGUAACAGGUGGGAACCCAGAGUCUCCUCAGCAAGACAGUCAGCUGAGCUCAGAGGUGGCUGCGGCCAAUGGUGGGCAGAGGCCCCUGGAGCAAAGUGUGGCCAGGAGGCCCAGCGAGGCUGUGGACUCUGCCAGCAGUGCAGCUGAGGACUGUCUUCCCCCAGGGGCUGCAGCAGGACCUAUGGGUGAUGGACAGUUCCUUCCAGGUUACCAGAUGCUGGGAAGAGAGAUCUCUGUGCCUACUCACAGGAGCACCCCAGACGCUGAUCUGGAGGUUCAGAGGGUGGUGGGGGUGUUGGCAUCUCAGGAUUAUCAUGUUCUGGCAGCCCAGAGGAAAGAUGACCCAAGCCCUUUAAAUCUUUGCCAUAAUACCACUGAUGGGCAGGGAGACAUGCUGAGGAACACCACAGAUAGGGCUGCAGCUGGGAACAGCCAGUCCCAGAGCCCAUGUGGAAUGUCCCCCGAAGAGACUGUUAAACAGAGACAGUUAGCCAAAGGAAUGGCGAUAGCCAAUGGCAAGCCAGUACUUGUUCCCGUUGGAUCUGAGCCCGUCAGGUCUUCCACUUCAGAAGCCCUGCUGAGGGAGAGCCCAGAUGCACAGGCUCGAGGAUAUGUGCUUGAAAAGGAGCUGGCCCAGUUGCAGCCACCCAGCUCCUCACAACUGCCCUCUCAUUUCAUGAAAGGAGCCAUCAUCCAGCUGGCGACGGGAGAGCUGAAACGGGUGGAGGACCUGCAGACUCAAGACUUUGUUCGCAGUGCGGAGGUGAGUGGAGGCUUGAAGAUCGACUCCAGCACUGUGGUGGAUAUUCAGGAAAGCCAGUGGCCUGGGCUUGUCACACUGCAUUUUGUGGUUGGGGAGCAACAAAGUAAAGUGAGCAUUGAUGUGCCCCCGGAGCAUCCCUUCUUUGUGUAUGGCCAGGGCUGGUCCUCCUGCAGCCCCGGGAGGACUGCUCAGCUCUUUGCUUUACCCUGUCACAGGCUGCAAGUGGGGGAUGUAUGCAUAUCAAUCAGUUUACAGAGCAUGAAUGGCAACUCUGCUUCUCAGGCCAACUCCCCUCUCAUGGAUCAGCUGGUAUCUGCUAGGGAGAGAUUGGAACAAACAGCCCAGGGGCCCAGAGAGCCAUGUGACAGAGCUGGUGAAAGGAAGAGCCACACAGAUAGAACCAGCACGGCUCAGAGCUCCCAUGCAGAAUCUUCUCAGUCUGAGGCUGGCAAUCUGUACAGUUUGGCCUCAGGCUUCCAAAGAUACAGCAUGCAGGCAGAGGAGCCUCGGCCCUCUCUGCUCCGUCCCUCUUUCAUUCCCCAGGAGGUCAAGCUGUCUAUUGAAGGGCGUUCGAAUGCAGGGAAAUGAUCCCUUAGAGGUGUGAGCUAGGGCAGCCACAGCAGGCGAGCCUCACCAUCAGGUGGAGGAAUUGCACAGACUGUCAGAGGCUCACCAACAAAGGCUGCUCUCUGCCUUGCAGGAAUGACUCCAUUCCAGUUCCAUGGCUGACCAGUUGCUCCUGGGGAGUCAGGAGGCCUCCAGUGCCUCAGGGAGCAGCGACAGGCUAGCUGGGGUGGAGAGCAGGGAUGUGGUCAUGAGUGUGUGAUGAGAGCAUUCCAGAGGCUGCUGGAGGCUGGGGCUUUCUCCCACUUCCUGGGAUAACUGACUCCCUGCGGGGCAGGGGCCGAGCAUUCGGGGCAGGUAGGGAGAUGAGGAGGGCAGACUUGGCUUAAGGUAGCAGAUAAAAUUGCUGAAGAUUUUAUUUCUUUCUCAUAAUGGGGAGAUAUGGGUCCCCACUGGAGUUUGGGGGCUCUACUCCCAGUAUCCCCUUUCUUCACACAUGCACUUUAAAAGGACAGUUCACCGAUGGAGCUCUCAAGGGCAGGAUGGAGGUGCUUCUCUGGUGGUUCUGAUUAAUGUCUCUUCCACUGAAUCCAACUACUCUUUCUUCUUGCAAAGAAUGUACAGAUUUGAAUGAAUCACAUAAAUUCAAGAGGAAGGACCAAAAGGAUGGGCUUGGGUGCAGGUGAAUAGGGAACUUGAGCACUUGAGAUGGGACACAAGUUGGGAUGGGAGACGUUGUUUCCUGCUAUAAACUCUACUUAGUUGUUUUGCCACCAAACCAAAUCUUUCUUCCCAUGUUACUAACUUGCAAAAAACCCUUCUGGGCUUAUAGCUUUUGCAGAGGCUUAACCUAGGGAUGAAUGGGGUUGGAUUUUUUUUGUUUGGUUGAAUUUUGGUUUUGGAUAUUUGUUUGGUUUGGUUUGUUUUUUUUUGUUUUUUUUUUUUUAAAUCUGGAGCAAAAUACAUUCAGCAUUCUCUAGAGAAGGGUGAAAACAUCCUUCUUCUGUGAGAAGACCAAUGCUAUUUUGUAAUUAUGUCAGAAAACUGUUCCAAAUGGCUAAUUCUUCCCUGCAGGCAGUUUCUUGAAUAAGCUCUAGACAAGAGACAAGUGUUUGUGCACAUGCAGACAAGGUACAAAAUUUGUGCUAAGUACAAUUCUAUGAUUAAUGUACGGACUCUAAAAAUAUCAUAGUGUCACAGGGCAUUUUGGGGUCAUUUUGUGUUAGUUUUUCUGAUGCUUCACUUCAGAGUUCCUCUGUAGAACAAUGUGAUCAAAUCAAGAGUAGUCUUUUUCAUGGUGAAAUUUAAUGCAGUUGUGUAUGAACAGCUGAUUGUGGUGGUAACACUCUAUUGAGUGAAGUCUCCUGUAGUUACACUAAUCUGCCCUCUCUGAUGGUGUGUUAUGACACCAUUGCUCCGCUAGGAUAAAGAAUAGUCACUGUUCUGGUGAGAAAAUGGUUUUCACUGGCUUAACCUGGGUUGAGUAUUCCUUGUGUUCAGGUGCCCAUCUCUGUGCUAGGACCAGGCUUUGGAGGGGGCUUUCUUAGUACACAGAGUCCUGAUGUUCAGCAUGCUCUUCCUAUCUCCCUGGUCUCAUCUGCCUGAAAUUUGUCAAGUGUGCCUGACUCUUGGGGUGCCACUCCUCUCUGUCACAGAAUGGUGUGUGUCAGCACCUCCCCUUGCAGUGGUGCUGUCUCGGGGCUGUUCUGCACUCCCCAGGAGUGUGUCCUGUAACUGAUUGGCUUCUGCUGACUGUGCAAUGGAUGCAUCUGUGUAUUAGACAAGUUAGUCUUCAGAAUGUCCCUUCCAUCCCUGCCUCAGUCCUGUUUUCUUAGCACAUUGCUAGCCAUUUCUGUUGCCUUUAAAAUGCCUGCACCAGGACAGGCCUUAGGUGAGAUAUGUGCUAAUUAUGCCCUCAGUGUUUGUGCCUCACAGGGUUCUCUGGAAUGAGGAUGCUGUCCCAAAUAACACACUACUUCUGGUUUCAUCAGCUGCAUUUGGGAUGUCACAGUGAUGCUGUUGUGUGAAGAUUCUGCCUCCUCAGGUGCAGCAGCUAUAGGAAUAGAUGCUGUUUUCACAACCCUGUUUGUCAGUCAAGUGUCCACCUGGGCCCCAUCAUCACCUGAGGGUGUCACAGUUCCUGCUGACUGGACUCUCCUAUGUAAAAAUCUCCAUUAAUGUUGGUAAUUAGUACUUAAUACUCAGGAUAUCUGAGGUGUCCGUGGCCAAAGGCAGGAGGCAGAGGAGUCUGUUUUCUCAUGCCUGUUCUAUGCACAGUGCAUGCAGAAGGAUUCAGGGCUGCAACAGGCACUUGAGAAAGGGAUCUCGCAUACAUAGGGCUUGUGAAUGUAGAAGGGCUGGUUACACCAUAGAGGCAAUGUCUGAGCAACUGAUGGUGCAGAGCCCCUUGAGUGUCUCUGAACCCUGAAGUCCGUGUUAGAGUGAGGGUUUGGAGAGCUUGCCUUAACACCAUGUGUGUUACUGUAACUCCUCGAUCUCAGCUGCACUGUGCAGUAGUCUGAAUGGGCAGUACUGACAAAUGAGGCAAGAUGCUGUGUGACUUAAAUAGCUUUGUACUGUAGGCACGUGAAGAACUGUGAAGGUGCUUGCCCUGUUGUUUACCUGGCUGCUGACCUGGACUUUGGCUUGCUGCACCUCUGUUGGGUGCAGUCCUGAGCUCUGUGGAACAGGCCAUGGUGAACUGGACCUUGGUGCUUUUAUCCAGACUCCUGUCAGUCCUGCUGCUGUGUGUGUUUCGGCUGCCAGCUCUUCCCUGGAAGCAGUGGUUUGAAGCACAGCUCAUGACAGGGGACUGAGAUUAAGAAUCUGUGUGUCUGGCUGUUUGCCCCAAAGGGUGGACAGGAGGGGGCCACUGACAACUCUCCAGCCCAGCUCAGCAGUACUGGUAUCACAGGAACCUGUCCUUACUGGACAGGGCUGUAUGGCUUAGCACCAUAGUGGUGAUUGUGCUGAGCACUGAGGCUCUCCUGGGACAGGCAAUGUGUGGGACAGGGAGUGUGUGAGACAGGCUCUGCUGCAGUGAGAAAGGCUGUGAAUGAGCCCAUGGAGGAGGCUUUUAUUUCUCGGGUUUACAGGGGGAGGAGAUAAAGCCUGGAAGACACUGCAGAGUGAGAUGGUUACCUGGGCUUUUCUGCUGGCAGAGAUGUGACAGACUUCUCAGAGAAAUAUACCACAUUCCUGCUGCUAUUGUCUAGGGUAGGAGAGCUGUGGUCUGUCCUGCCUGGAGGAGGCCCUAAUCUUAUCCAGCUCAUGCUCUGUAGCAGGAAUCCAUGGGAUGCAAUAGUGGGUGUCUGUAGCCAUCUGUCCCAUCCCAUGGAACAUGCCUCAGGUUAGCUGCACAGCAGAGCAAGGCCUGUCUCUGUGCUGUGCAUUCACAGCAAUGAGCGCUCAUCACUACCAGACUAUGCAGAGGAAGCUCUGUCUGGAAGGGAAGGAAGCUGCAGAGGCCCCUCUGCCUUCUCCUUCCAGCUGCUGAGCAGCUUUUUAUAUUGCACUUUUCACGUUGUGUCCCUGUCCCCACCCCACACCUCAAGUCACUUUGUCCCAUAGGGAACUAACAAUCCUUGUUACUCAGAAAAUAUUGCAAAAGAAACUACAGCAGCUGGGGUAGCCCAAAUGCUACUUCCUGCCCGCAGCAGCAUACGUGCCUUCCCCAGCAUUGCUCACAACUGCUCCCUAUCUUUCAAGCUGUGCUAGAGCCUGACACUUGUCAGAAGCUGCUAAGAUAGCUACAAAUACACAUCCUGUAGAGUUUGGCCCAGGGUAUUCCACAUACAGUUUAAAAUGCUGAUGGUCCAGGCCCUCCCAUGGCCUUCACACUGUCAAGGACAGAAUUGCCCCAUAGGUCCUGGGCUGCUGCCACCCACCCUGCCAACACACCCCUGGCACACUCAAGUUGUUUUUGGCUUUCAUGGCACCUUAGCGCCAGGGAGGGUGUGCUCAGAGAGAGAGAGAGAGAGAGACAUGGGGGAGCUGGCUGGGCUGCCCUGAGGCAGAGAGACGUUUGUAGAUAAGUGCUGACCCCUCACUAUAACCCCAGUAUAUGGCUGUAUUAACAUGUAACCGAUGCAGUGUAUCUAAAGCCUUAGAACUAGUCAGGUGCUCCCCUCCAACUUUGUCCCUGCCCCUUUCCUCCUACCUGAUCUUUAACAAAGCAUUAAUAAUUCUAAGGAUAAUCUCUAUUUUGUUGUGCUUUUUUUGUAACUGUUUUAAAUAAAUCAAUUUGUACUGUAUAUUUGUACUUUGGUGAGAUCCUUUUUCCUGUUUUACCAUUUUAAGUCUGUACUUGCCUACAAACAAAUUGUAUUUUUAUUGUUAAUGCUUUUAUGAAUAUUGCAUUUAACUUGUUGACUCUGUAAACACAGUAUAUAUCUAUAUACAUAUAUAUAUAUCUAUAUAUAAACCAAUAGCUUUUC
Taeniopygia guttata (zebra finch) is the source of this 6740-nucleotide messenger RNA. It is a transcript of the gene ATXN1L, whose product is annotated as ataxin 1 like. The record is from RefSeq and is a predicted model, not a curated record. Gene Ontology annotation, biological process: regulation of DNA-templated transcription; anatomical structure development. Gene Ontology annotation, cellular component: nucleus. Gene Ontology annotation, molecular function: RNA binding; protein binding. NCBI's taxonomy places the organism in Eukaryota, Metazoa, Chordata, Aves, Passeriformes, Estrildidae.